Molecule: messenger RNA, 3567 nt
Organism: Lodderomyces parapsilosis
Lineage: Eukaryota; Fungi; Ascomycota; Pichiomycetes; Serinales; Debaryomycetaceae
Exons: 1
Coding region: 1-3567 (1188 amino acids)
Source: RefSeq, a predicted model, not a curated record
AUGAAAUCUCCACCGAAGAAACUAAACCUUUCAGGUCCUCACAUAACUAUGACUCAGCGACCCAGACAUAGCACCUCAUCUUUGGAAUCAUUCACAAGACCAGAAUUUCUGGAUGUGAUACAAUCGAUACCCGUUUCACCUAAUACGUCAACCCAGACUCCAGGUAAUUACCAGCCGCAUGAUGCAACACAACAAUUUACAAUUGACUUGAAUGACCUCGAGUCAACUACAAGUCUACCACGACUUAAUAACAAGCUGGACACGACAGUGAAAGAUGAACAAUUUCUAGCUGAGAGUAAUGAAACCAACGGAUGGAUUAAUGGAUAUUCAGUGCCAUACAGUUUGCUUCGAUACGGUUUAGCCAGUGAAAAAUCGACAAAGAUCGAAUUGGAAAAUGAUCAUGGCGACGUACAAUACAUAUUCAACCCAAUUUGCCAUUUGAAUGAGAUUGAACACUCAGCAUAUGGAAGAAAAGAUUCAAGCGCAUCGACUUCCCAUACGUCGGACGAAGAAACCGAACACCAUAAGGAGAAACGAGAAAAGUUUAUCCUGAGUCAAGAUGAAAAAAUCAAUGCUUACUCUGGUUACAUCACCAUUCCCAAAAUCUCGUACAAUAUUCCCAGCCCAUUAAGACUUGACAAAAAGCAACUCCGAUUAAUGUCAGAUGUACCGAGACUUUGUUACCAAAAUUCAUUUGUUGUUGGUGAUCUGACUUAUGUAUUUGGUGGAUUAACUAGCACAAAAUCAUCGAACUUCCAUCAUGUUGGUCUCCCCCUGGACGUAGACAUCAACAAAGUUUCUGUUCAUUUCCCAUACAAAGUGCCGCCAUUCGUUGACUCCAAAAUGUUGACAACACCCUUCUUGCAUCCAAACCCUCAUUUUAUUGCUUAUAAUGCCAUUAGAGGAACUGUUACUUUUGUCAAUACAACAAAUCUUAAACACUUUCCUGGUCAUUUGCUUUCCAUGCAAUCAACUCAAAUCACCAGCAAGCAUUACUUUUUCUAUGGAGGAUUUCAAAUCCAGAAUUUGUCUGUCAAAUAUCAUCCCGAAAUUGGUCGGUGGAUUAUAAAUAAGAAAAUCGUCAUGAAUGAAGAUGCAUACGUUCUCGAUUCGACAAAUUUGAAGUUUAUUAAAAUUCGACUUGAGUCAAACAAGGCAAGCACCACUCUCGGUAGAAUAGGAAUGGGGAUAUGCUCUAAUAUUUAUCAACCCCCUAGUGAUCAUGGAGAAAAAAUUAGUGUUGGGGGUGAGUUUAGUAGACCUUUUGAGAACCAAAGACAGUCACUGCCACCAGCUUUUUCUGAUGCGUCUCAUAAGUCAAGUCCCAGUGAUCAAUCAGCAAGUGCUUCAGUAACAAGAAGCAACACGCGAAAGGCAACCUUUGAUAAAAACCAUCAAGAUUCGAAACGUGAUGAAGAUGAUUGUGACCGAGAUCAACAUCAUCGACAACUGCCGCAACGAGAAACCAAAUUUGAUGAAUCACAAAUGUUACGGUCGAAACAACCACCAAGUCUACAACGAAUAGUCACUACUCAUUCCAUCGACUCGUCUUUGAGUGAUGCUGUCACUCGGACUUCAUCAGCAUCAACUUCUUCUCCGAGUUCAUCAAAGAUGGAUAAAAUAAAGAGUAAAUUCCACCGAACCAAUUUAAAAAACACAUAUUCUCAAAAAGUUCGCGAACACCGGUCAAACUCAACAAACAAUCGGUCUGGUGCAAGUAGUAGGGCAGUAUCUCCAGUGUUGAAUGCGACUGGAACUUCGUCACAUUUGAAUCCUGCAUCUGCUCCAUCUGCAACUUCAAUGGCUGGCUCAACGUCUUUAGAUUCAGCCACUGGUGGUGAACUACCAUCUAAUUCGACAACUAUAACUUCAUUGAACCCAUUGAACACCACAACAUCUUCCAUUGUAUCACCACCAACUACGUUAACUCCUCAUCCGUCAAUUGUAUCUCCAACGGUUUCAAAUCGACCAAUAACUCCAAUCCUUCAACUUCAAAAUAAACAUGGAAGACGAAGUAGCGAUACCGGUUCUAAAAGUGGGCAUUCUACUCCGCCUGAUGAUGGUAGACAAUCACCAAAGAGAAAUGAAAGAGAAGUGUUGGAAUUUGUUCGAUCGUACUCACUGGAACAGGCAGCUAAGUCUCGCUCUGGGCGCCGACAUCGUGGUGGUAGUAGUGGUGGUGCGAAUGAUGAAGGGGCUAUUGUCGAAGAUGACGAUGAGGUGGAUGGAUGCAGUGGUAAUGAAUCAACUGAUGAUGAUGAAUGUUUUGAAACUAGGACACGAUCGUCGAAUCCUUUAUUCAAUGAUAGCAACAUAUUAUCCAAUGUGAAUGUAUUUGUCUUUGGUGGAUUCUAUCUUGAUGAGAAGACUGAUGAUAACGGAAUUCAACAUUUCAAAGCUAGCAAUGACUUGUUGAAGAUUGAUUUGACGGCAAAAGAAGAACCAUUAUCAAUUUCAAAUUUUACGUUCUUGCCCGAUGCGUUAGUGUCAAAAGUGGGCAGUAAUCCUGUCACUUGUGAUAUUUUACUUGACGAGGAUGAGAGUUGGCCUAGUCCAAGAGGGUACUUUGCCUCUUAUAUGAUUGAUUAUCUGAGAGGUUUGGACGAAGGGUGUGCUUUGGAUGUGGGUAAACAUGACCCGAUGACGUUUACCCAAGUGCAAGCAGAAAUGAUUAGGAGAAGUGGAUCACCUGAUAUAAGUAUUGGCGGCAGUUCAGGGUCAUUCCAUAUUGGCAGUAGUGGUGCCGGCGGUGUCGGUGCUGCUGGCGCUGGAAGUGGUGGCAUUCCAAGUGGACCCGGAACUGGCACUGCACCCAGUCUUGCUGCAAGCAGCUAUGAGGAACCUUCCGAAGUGCAAGCAUAUUUCAACAAACGAUCAUUUAUCGUACAAGGUGGAUGUGCCGAGGGGAAUCAGUUCUUUGCUGAUUUUUAUCGAUUUGUGUUCGAUACGUGCAGGUGGGAGAAGUUUACUACUUAUGCAUAUGAUUAUUUCAAUAUUCCCCUUGAGCCUGGUGCUGAUGAUGAUGGGUCAUUAUACACUAAGGAAAACAUGGUGGCCAGUCCUGAAUUGAAAGAAGCUGAAUUACGUUGUUGUCACCAUACUUGUGUGUAUUACCAAAACGAAGAGCGUGACUACUUGUUCUUCCUAGGCGGCGUGAAGUCAGACCAUUUACGUUUCUUUGAUGAAAUUCCAUAUAAAUCAGAUAAGUUUGAUGUAUCAAGAUUGAGUCGAUUGCCGUUAAUGACGAAUAAUACAAACACAAUGAGAAUAGCCGUAUUGAAUAUUCAGACGCAAACGUGGCGAUUUAUGCGAUACUAUUACGACAUAAAUCAUGCCAUUAGUGACUCUUAUGUUGACAGAAUAAUGGAGCACCCGGAAUUGGUUAAUGCAAGAAUAUCACACUUGGCUGGGUCUACAACAAUGAUGGGUAAGACAUUGACGUUGGCUCAAGGGUUGGUGAUUAUUGCCCCGGAAAAGAAGGACGAUUUGAUCAAGUUGAGACAAAAGAUACCUACCGAUGAGAUGUUGUGGGGUGGAAUUAUCCAAUUGACUUUUGCGGGGCUCUAA